This is a messenger RNA of Pimephales promelas (fathead minnow), 5730 nucleotides long. RefSeq names its product protocadherin 12 (gene pcdh12). Gene Ontology annotation, biological process: homophilic cell-cell adhesion. NCBI's taxonomy places the organism in Eukaryota, Metazoa, Chordata, Actinopteri, Cypriniformes, Leuciscidae. The record is from RefSeq and is a predicted model, not a curated record. Gene Ontology annotation, cellular component: plasma membrane. Gene Ontology annotation, molecular function: calcium ion binding.
CAGGUUCUGGACUUUACAUCAGCACUCUCAGAGUUCAGAUCCAGGCCUUGUUUUUGUUGUCAGGGCCCCUGAGGGUCUCACCUUAGGUUUGCUUCAACACUGAUGACAGAUUCCAGACUCUACGACUCUUAUUGUGUUUAUUUAGACAGUUUGGAAAAGGAGUAAAGUCAGAUGUGUGAAGAGCUAGAGGCAGUGAAUGAAAGAAGAGGGAUCAUGUUUCGUUAAGAGCCCACCGUUGAUUCCAGACUCAUUGCUACAGGCGGGUGGAGUUAAACAGCGGCACGGCACACUCCUCCCUCCAUGUCAUGGCCAUUCCCCCUUGAACGAGCCAUCCCAGCUCCACAGCUCCUCACUUCAGCCCUGGGCCGGGAAGCAGCAGCUGUGUGUGAGUGAGUAGUGCUUCAGAAUAACAUUGACUUAAAAAUCAGAAGGGUCUGAAUAUAAUCUUUUAUGAAAGUGGUUUUGCUGUGUGAAUAGUGAUCAAUAUUUUACCAUGAUUGUUUGUUGUUUAAUAUUUGUAUUAAGUAAUAUGUCCGUUGAUAUCAGUAAAACUUAGUUACUAUGAAGUUGUAACUCUAUAGUUCUCAUUUUUGGGACUUAUAGAUUCUCUUUAAAUGGUAAUUUAUAGAGCACCUGGUUGUGGUGGUACUGUUUUAUUCAUGAAUUAUUUUUAAAGCAUUUGUAUUCUUUUUAGUAUUUCUUUUUAACCAUAGAGUAGGUUUUUGAAUAUCUUUUGUGAGUCGUAGUUGUAGAGUCUUGUGAUGUAUUAGAAUGCCUAUCUAGGUGCUUAGCACAUUUGACCCCACGUAAAAGGACAUAGGAAACCUCACACACAGUCAUGCUCCAGGUUUUGCUUCUUCUGGCGGCUCUUAUUGAGUGUCCACCCUGUUGGGCCCACAAUACGGGCUCCGCUCCCCUCAUUAUCCAAUAUCGUGUCUGGGAAGAACAGCCCUCAGGGACUAGGGUGGGUCGCCUGCUGGAUGACCUACGUGAGCGUGGGGUGACAGGGUCACUGGAAAACUUCCGGGUCGUGCCACACGGACACGCCCCACCAGUCACGGUUGCUUUAAGGGAUGGUACCGUGUCAACACUUGGCCGGCUGGACCGCGAGGAGCUAUGCUCGGGUGCAGAACUUUGUGAACUGGCCUUCAGUGUGCUCUACAGAAAGGGUGGUGCUAUGCAUUUCCUCUCAGUUCAUGUGGAGGUGAUGGACCUUAAUGACCACAGCCCAGUCUUUCCCAGUCUAGUGCAGGAGGUGGAGAUCUCGGAGACGGCCUCACUAAAAAUGCGCAUCCCUCUGGACCGUGCUGUGGAUCCAGAUUCGGGACCGAACGGCCUGCAGACUUACUCCCUGUCUUCCAACCUGCACUUUGCUCUGGAUGUCCGAAACUCUGGAGGGGCCAAGCAGGCCGAAUUAGUGAUCAUCAAAGAAUUGGACAGGGAGUUGCAGCCAUCUUUAGAACUGGUUCUGACAGCCUGGGACAAAGGGAACCCACCAAAAUCAGGCAGCACAAAAGUUAUAGUCAAGAUUCUCGACUCCAACGACAACAGCCCUGUAUUCGAGGAGGCCCCGACAGUUAUUGAGCUAGCAGAGGACACAGUCCGCGGGACGAUAGUCAUCAAUCUCCGCGCCACAGACCCUGAUCAAGGUGCUAACGGAGAGGUUGAGUACUCCCUCAGUAAACAUGUCCCACUGGGAGUGCAAAGACUAUUUAGCAUCCAUCCCAAAACGGGUGCUUUGACUUUACAAGGUCCUUUAGAUUUCGAAGAAAAGAAUGUGUAUGAGGUAGACAUCCAAGCUCGAGAUCUGGGGCCCAAUGCUAACCCGUCCCACCACAAGUUGCAGAUUAAAUUGCUAGAUGUCAAUGAUAACGCUCCUCGGAUACACAUAACAUGGAAUCCACAAAACUCCCCUGUUGCAACGGUCUCAGAGGGAGCACCCAAUGAAACUUUCCUUGCUCUCGUGAUGGCGUCUGAUGCAGAUUCUGGGGCAAACGGGCAGGUACAAGUACACAUUCUGAGUGGAUCUGGCCCCUUCAGACUCAAACAAAUCCAUGGAGACAAUUACAUGAUUGUAACCAAUGAUACUCUGGAUCGUGAGAGACAGAUGGAAUAUAACCUUACUCUUCUAGCGCAAGACAGUGGCGAUCCUUCUCUGACCUGCGUUAAGCACAUGACUGUCCAUGUUUUGGAUGAAAACGAUAACGCACCAAUGUUUACCAAAAGUCACUACCGGAGUGUCCUCAAAGAGAACAACACACCUGGUUUCCAUUUCUUGACUGUGGAGGCACAUGAUGAUGACCUGGACCUCAGUGGAAGGGUAUCAUUCUCCAUUAAAGAGUCAAAUGAACUGGGGACACCAACAGCAUUUUUCUCUGUCCACCCCAGCAGUGGGGCUGUAACUGUCCAGCAAUCGUUAGACUACGAGGAAUCCCGUUCCUACUCAUUUAUUGUUGAGGCUGUAGAUCAAGGAUACCCACCAAAGACCAGUAGUGCAGCAGUGCUGGUUGAGGUACAGGACGUUAAUGACAAUCACCCCAUAAUCCAUGAGCCACCUACCAAGAAGGGAGUUGCAUUGCUAAAUGUCCCAGUGAAUGUGGACAAAGGGGAGAUUGUGACUGAACUUGGAGAUAAAGCCCCAGAGGAUAACUUCCACGAACCAAGAAAUUACUCGUCCCUCAAUAAACCCGAAGGUUUUCUGGCCACUACCAUUCGGGCCAGUGAUCCAGAUUCUGGUCUCAAUGCAAGGCUCAGUUUUGGAAUAACAGAUGGCAACCCUUCUAACGUAUUUUUUCUUGACAAAGCUACUGGGCAACUCUACGUGAACACAUCUAAUGCAACAGAAUUGAUCGGCAGAACUUUUAAGCUGGGCAUAGCGGUAUCUGAUAUGGGAACGCCUAUGCUCACCACAAGAACCAACUUGGAAGUAACUUUCAUCAAUUUCCGUGACCACCUGAGGAACUUGUCUCGCGAUAACCAGGCCAAGUACAGUUUUACAAUGCUUUUGGCCAUUUGCCUUGGAUCAACCUGCCUGGUAUUAUUUCUAGCCAUUGCUUUGGCCAAGACAUUCUGUCAUCCCGACAAACGGGAUAACCGUGCUUACAACUGUCGGCAAGCUGAGUCAACCUACACCCGUCACCCACGACGGCCUCAAAAGCACAUUCAAAAGACUGACAUCCAGUUGGUGCCAGCGCUUCGGGGUCGUAAAGAAACCCCACAAGAAGAUGAAGCUGAGGCAUUGUCAUCGACAUUACCCUUAGUUGAACAACCAAAUCCACAGGGCCAAUUUACACUUACACCAACCCUCGCUCGCAUGACUCAAAAUCAAGCUCAUAUGGAAAUGGACGGGAACCCCCCACUCACUCAAAGCAAGAUACUCAGAAAGCCUGGGAGCAUAGAGUGGAACGGGACACUUCCCUAUAACCCAGGAACACCCUAUCGAACCCUGCAAAAGACCAGAAAUUCUUCCACCUCUUCUUUCGCAAACUCCCAGACCAGCACACUUAGACGAAACAGAAAUGACGAUGUCAAGCCCAUGAACAUGGACCCCUCACAAACAAUGGCUUCAGUUCCUAGUAAUCAGGCCACAUUACGGAGACCAAAGGCCACAGAAAGAAGAGGACGGAUGGAAGAGUCCGACCACAGGCAGAUCCUGAGGAAUCUUGUUCGGCUCUCUAUGGCGGCCUUUGCAGAAAACGGUUCUAUUGAACUGUCCUCGGCCUCACCGGAGGUGCAACAGGUGUCUCAGCUUCUGUCUCUUUUGCAUCAGGGACAACUUCAGCCUCGACCAAAUUUCCGUGGAAACAAGUAUUCACACAGAACUGGCCGGUCAGGGGCUCAGGAUGCUGAUUGGCUGAGCACUAAAGACAGCGGUCAUGGCGAGAGUGAAAUGGGGGAUAUGGACUGGGAAACCGGCAGAGACUCGCCUGUCGACCCAUCAUAUGAAGAAGGCCUCACUAAUCUGCUGGCAUCUGACGAUGUGUUCUCAGACAUCCCCGAUCCAGCAUGGAUGGCCCGUCUCUCUCUCCCUCUGACGGCUGACUACCAUGAGAACGUGUUUGUCCCUGACGGGCCCCCGUCCCCUGACGCCGGGGGCCCCGAGGCCCGUCCCGAUGACCCCAGCUCGUUCUCCACCUUCGGGAAGAGCCCGGGGAAGAGCGCUCUGGAGGGCCGGGCGCUGAUGUCCGAGGUGAGCUCUCUGUUCGAGAUGCUCCUGACCCAGAAGGCCGAAGCCCAGUCGUGUCCUCGCGCUGACGUGCUCUACAGGCUCUCGGCCGCAUACAGGCGCUCGCUCGGCCUAGACACGCCACACACACACACUCCCCCAUAAUGCAGUGCGCCAACCCUAUGCCAUAACAACAGCAAAAAACAUUUCUGAUUUCUGGUGCCAUGUCAUUUUCGGGAUCCACGCAACCCAGACAGCAACAUAGUGUCGGCCCAGAUCCGGUCCACAUCCGGAUUAAACCAUAGACUGUAAAAAAAGACAGAAUUCACUUUUCUAUCAUUGGUGAAAGCCGGCGAAGUCAUAUAAUGGCGCAGAUUUGGGAGCUGAUUCUGCGCAGUAGUGAACGUGGAGUGUAGACGCGGUAUCACACACAAACACACACAAUAGUCAGUGUGAAGUGGAGUCGCGAUAUCAACAAGUUCCCUCCCGUUUAAAAAAAUAAAAAGAUUUUUUUAUUACAUACAAUUUUUAUGACUUGUUUGAACCCAACUUUGGGUCAAAUAUGGACAAACCCAGCAGUUGGGUUACAUUUUAAUCACAUUUUUAACGUUUGGGUGCAUCAAUAAUUUACCCAUUUUUUUACAGUUCACUGCAGAGCAACUCAUGUCAGUGUGAGAUACAGUGCUAAGCAGAAGUGCGCACACACACACACACACACACAUGCUAAAGCUGAUUGAAAAGAGGAAUACAAAUCAUAAUGCCUUACUUAAAAAAUGAGGAAAACUCCAACCUUUAAGAACACCAAUUUUCUUUGUGAAUGAAUAAUGUAUCGUAAAUAAAUAGAUGUUUUUUUCACAGGGUCACAAGAGGGGCAGAUUUAUAUUUCUAAAGCCAGUUAAUUCUUGGAUCCAGGACACUAACCAUAAUUAAAAUACAUCAUCACAAACAAAUAGACUUCACCACACACACUGAGUCGGCAUGGUGUAUUUCAGUUAGCCUAGCUGGUUUGAUUAGCAUUGAGAGAUCCUAAAUCCGAGGCCUCGAGAACACUACCUGAACCCUAAAAAACCCUAAUAAUGUCUUCCUUUUUCAACCAGGUCUGUCUGGAACAGGCCUUGACAAUAACGUUUUUACCUUUAUAAGAAUAAAAAAAUAAGACAAACCCUUGCCUGAAGCGUGAGUGUUGAUUCGAGGAGAUGUGAGAACACUCACUGAACCUGCAGGUCUGAUGAUCAACACACACUUUCUGAUGUCACUCCGUCCUCUGAUGUGAAUAUUUGUGUUUCGGGGUAGGUAUGUGACUAAUAUACCCUGCAAUGUGUUCUUUGACUACUGUAAUAGUCGUAAUUAAGCCGGACACUGUAAAUACGCGAAGCACUGAUCCCAGGUCAGUUCUGCUCUGAGUGCUAACGUUUGCUUAUUUUCCUUUUAAUGCCAUAAGUUAUUGAUAUCAAAACAAAGAUGUAUAAUUUUUUUGUUGUUAUAUCAUUUUGUAUAGGCCUUUUUAUUCAUAAUGUCAGCACUUUUUCUGCUUGUAAACCAUGUAAGAGAAAUAAAAAAAAAAA